Messenger RNA from Trifolium pratense (red clover), 3652 nucleotides. Its product is annotated as E3 SUMO-protein ligase SIZ1-like. The transcript is spliced from 17 exons. Lineage: Eukaryota; Viridiplantae; Streptophyta; Magnoliopsida; Fabales; Fabaceae. Gene Ontology annotation, biological process: protein sumoylation. Gene Ontology annotation, molecular function: zinc ion binding; SUMO ligase activity. The coding region runs from base 341 to 2968 and encodes 875 amino acids. The record is from RefSeq and is a predicted model, not a curated record.
AAAUCCUAAUCCUAAUCCUAAUUACGGCAAACAUAAACCCUAGCCAAACAAAACCUACCCUAAAAAAACAAAGAAAUACGAGAAACCGUCGAUGUGUUGUGUUCCAUUGACAUUGAACUUAGACUUGAAGCACUGAAAAUUAACCCGGACAUGUUACCGUUAAAAAAACUAGAUUGAAUAAUUAUCGAUAAAUCCGAUUGCUGAAAAUCAACAAAACGCAUAUCAGCGUUUCAUAACAGUGACCACUGCCGACUCCGCUUACGCAAGCUCCCAAAGCCGAAACCCUAAUUCAUCAUUCAAUUUCCCCCUUUUCUUGCAUGCUUUGUUAUUGCUGUGCAAUAUGGAUUUGGUUUCUAAUUGCAAGGAAAAAUUGGCAUAUUUUCGUGUAAAAGAUCUUAAAGAUGUGCUUACUCAGGUAGGGCUUUCAAAGCAGGGAAAGAAGCAGGAUCUUGUCGAUAGGAUAUUAUCUAUUCUCUCAGAUGAACAAGUUGUCAAAGUGAGUGCUAAGAAGAAUGCUGUUGAUAAAGAACAAUUGGUAAAAUUAGUGGAUGACACAUAUAGAAAACUUCAGGUAUCUGGAGCCACUGAUACAGCAUCAAAGGGGCACGGUGCUUCAGACAGCAGUAAUGUGAAAAUUAAAGGUGAAGUUGCUGAUUCCUUUCAAUCAGAUACAAAGGUUCGCUGUCUCUGUGGAAGUUCAUUGGAAACAGAUCUAUUGAUCAAGUGUGAAGAUACAAAAUGCCCUGUGUCACAGCAUAUCAAUUGCGUUAUUAUUCCAGAUAAACCCAUUGAAGAUCUCCCGGCACUUCCAGAUAAAUUUUAUUGUGAAAUAUGCCGUCUCAGUCGUGCAGACCCGUUUUCGGUUUCAAUGACACACCCUUUAUUUCCGGUGAAGUUGAUUACAACCCAUAUUCCAACUGACGGAACCAACCCUGUGCAGACUAUUGAGAAAACAUUUCAACUUACAAGAGCAACCAAGGAUUUGUUAUUAAAACAAGACUUUGAAAUUCAGGUUUGGUGCAUGCUUCUGAACGACAAAGUUCCAUUCAGGAUGCAAUGGCCACAAUAUGCAGACCUACUGGUCAAUGGUUAUUCUGUUCGUGCAAUUAAUAGACCUGGUUCACAAUUGCUUGGGGCUAAUGGUCGUGAUGAUGGCCCAAUUAUCACGCCAUAUACAAAAGAAGGAGUUAACAAGAUUUGUUUGACGGGGUGCGACACUCGCAUUUUCUGUUUAGGGGUCCGCAUUAUUAGAAGGCGCACCGUGCAACAGGUCCUCAACUUGAUUCCCAAGGAGUCUGAUGGUGAGCGUUUUGAAACUGCUCUUGCACGUGUCUGUUGUCGUGUUGGGGGUGGAAAUUCAGCUAAUGAUGCUGAUAGUGACAGUGAUCUGGAGGUGGUUUCAGAUACUUUUAGCAUCAACCUUCGUUGUCCGAUGAGUGGUUCAAGAAUGAAGAUUGCAGGAAGAUUCAAACCUUGUGUUCACAUGGGUUGUUUUGAUCUUGAAGUUUUUGUGGAAAUGAAUCAACGUUCAAGAAAGUGGCAAUGCCCCAUAUGUCUCAAAAACUAUGCAUUGGAGAAUAUCAUUAUUGAUCCGUAUUUCAAUCGCAUCACUUCUAUGAUGAAAAACUGUGGGGAUGAGUUUACAGAGGUGGAGGUGAAGCCUGAUGGUUAUUGGCGUGUCAAAGCUAAGAAUGAAAGUGAACGCCGCGAGUUAGGGAAUCUUGCUAAAUGGCACUCCCCCGACGGGUCCCUCUCUGUUUCUACUAGUGGAGAAGACAAGAAAGCGGAAACCUUGAAUGUCAAACAGGAAGGUGUUUCAGACAGUCCUAAUGGCUUAAGACUUGGCAUUAGGAAAAAUCGUAAUGGAGUUUGGGAAGUAAGCAAACCCAUUGAAACAAACACCUCUUCUGAUAAUAGGUUGAAUGCAAAUUUAGGAAAUCAUGAACUUGUGGUUAUUCAAAUGAGCAGCAGUGGCACUGGAAGCGGAUUGGAUGGUGAUGAUCCAAGCGUAAAUCAGAGUGGUGGUGGGCAUAUAGAUUAUUCUGCUACCAAUGGGAUUGAGACGGAUUCUGUGCGUCACACUAAUGUUAAUUCAACUUAUGGAUAUACUAUUCCUAACACUUCUGCUCCAAUGGCUGAUGCAGAUAUUAUUGUUCUUAGUGAUUCUGAAGAUGAUGAUAUAUUAGUAUCUGCUACAGAUGGUUGCAACAAUAAUCAAACUGGUGAUGCAGUUGAUGUUUACUCAGUGCCUCCACCUGGAAUUACCGAUCCAUAUGCUGGAGAUCCCAAUAUUGAUGGAAAUUCAUGCUUGGGAGUUUAUGAUAAUCCCGGUGUUUGUUUUGGGGUCCCCUCUCUCUGGCCAUUGCAUUCUGGAACUCAGGCAAGCUCAGGAUUCCAACUAUUCAGUUCUGAUGUGGAUGUGUCUGAUGCAUUGGUUCAUGGUGAUAUUAAUUGCUCCUCAUCACUGAAUAGUUAUACAUUGGCUCCAGACGCUGCUCUGGGAUCUAAUACUCUAAUACCCAAUUCAUCCACUGAUCAGUCUGACACUGAUUUAAAUGGUGGCUUGGUUGACAAUCCAUUGGCAUUUGGUGGAAACGAUCCCUCGCUUCAGAUUUUUCUUCCUACAAGACCAGCAGAAUCAUCUAUGCAGCCUGAAUUAAGAGACCGCACAGAUGUGUCGAAUGGCGUCUGUACAGAGGAUUGGAUCUCUCUUAGCCUCGGAGGUGGGGCUGGUGGCAGUAAUGGUGAUGCUUCCACGCCAAAUGGUUUGAAUUCCGAACCGCAAAUUCCAUCCAGAAAAGAUGCCACACAUUCUUUAACUGAAACCGCUUCUUUGCUUCUUGGUAUGAAUGAUGCUGGUUCUGACAAAGCAAGUAAGAAAAGAUCAGAAGGCCCUUUCUCAUUUCCCCGCCAAAAACGUUCAGUAAGGCAGCGCUUGCAUCUUUCUAUUGGUUCAGAUUCUGAGUAGAGGGAAUUACACCUCUAAUAGCUUUAGAUGUCCUUGCCGCUACAUUCUGUAUCUAGAAACUGAUGAAGUUAGAGCAGCAUUUUUGGUCUCAGGAAGUGAAAGUUGUUGUGUCAUGAAACAUCUCUGAUGGAACAGCGCUACAAAAUUUUCCCUUGCGAAAUCCUCUUCCUCCUGUAGGGUGUCAUUUCCCUAUUGGGAAAGAAGUAUGUUGGCUGGAACUGUCCUCGGUUAUUUAUGCAGAUAUAUUUUCAGAGUUGUCCUAACGACAACACAUGAUAGUGCUGCUUUUGUCCAGAUGGGCAUUUAGAUUGGAUAGUUCAAAUUAUUAUAUCUGCAAUUUUGUCUCUGCUGCUGAUAGCCAUUAACCUGUACAGUUUCAGCCAACAAAUUGAAUAGGAAAAUGAAAAGUUUUAUUAUUUACACCCAGGUAGACGCUCGCUUUUGUAAUAUAUAUGGUUGCUAAUAUUUUGUAUUAUAAUUUAGGAACUAGAUAGAGUGGCCUCCUGGAUUAGCAAAUUUUUAUGAGGAUCAACAUUUCAUCCGUUGUUGUAUUUAGUUCUAGCUCGCGGUGUUCCAAUUUGGAGCACAGCUCGAGUUGAAUUGUUGUAAUAUAGUACAAGCUUCAAUGUGGUGGAAAUAUUGAGCCUCUGCGCUGGUUUGUCGAAAUGAAAGGACAAUUUGCAA